Molecule: messenger RNA, 1038 nt
Organism: Penicillium nucicola
Lineage: Eukaryota; Fungi; Ascomycota; Eurotiomycetes; Eurotiales; Aspergillaceae
Product: ketopantoate reductase family protein
Exons: 2
Coding region: 1-1038 (345 amino acids)
Biological process (GO): pantothenate biosynthetic process
Cellular component (GO): cytoplasm
Molecular function (GO): 2-dehydropantoate 2-reductase activity
Source: RefSeq, a predicted model, not a curated record
AUGGCACAAAAGGCUCGCGUUUUGAUCGUUGGCACUGGAGGUGUCGGCACCAUGUCAGCCUAUGCGUUGAUGCAAGGUGGAAAGGCCGAUGUCACCGCAGUGAUGCGAUCGAACUACGACGCUGCAGUGAAGAACGGAAUCAGUAUUGAUUCCAUCCAGUAUGGACAUGACAUCAAAGGGUUCCGACCAACAAACAUCGUCAAGACUGUCCCCAACGUGGAAAAGGAAGGCAUCCAACCCUUUGACUUCAUCCUGGUCACAACCAAGAACGUCCCAGACGUGUCGCCAACAGUAGCAGACAUAAUCGAGCCAGCCGUGACACCAGGCAAGACAGUAAUUGUGCUCUCACAAAAUGGCCUCAACAUCGAAAAGCCCAUCAUCCCGCGCUUCCCCGGCAACCCCAUAAUCAGCAGCGUAUCCACCGUCGGCGCAACAGAGCGCGCACCCGCGGACAUCUUCCACGACGACGAUGACUCGCAAAAGAUCGGCGCCUUCCAGAACCAACUGGUUCCCCAGAACAUCGCCGAAGAAGCAGCGAAAAACUACAUCAGCAUCUACAACCCAGACGGAAAGCUAGACCUCGUCUACGACCCGGAUGUCAAGCGCGCUCGCUGGCGUAAGCUUCUCUACAAUGGCUCCUUCAAUCCCAUCGCCACAAUCUUGCGCAUGGAUACUCGGCGCAUGCGUAUGAGCCAACAUAUUGUCGAUGACCUGAUUCUUCCAAUUAUGUUCGAGGUGCUUGCUGCUGCGCGUGCGUGUGGCGUGACCGAGCUGACGGAUGAUCUUCCUGGCAAGAUUCUGCUCAAUGAUGAUAUGCAGUUUGAGUUUAAACCUUCAAUGUGUCAGGAUAUUGAGAAGGGCAAUCUGUUUGAGAUGGAGAAUAUCGUUGGUGAGCCUUUGCGAGAGGGCGAGGCUCGGGGUGUUGCUAUGCCUACUUUGAGGACUAUCUAUGGGCUUCUUAAGGGGUUGCAGCUUCAGGUCAAAGAGAGCAAAGGGCUGUGGGAGCCUAAGUUUAGGCCUGAUAACCCUUACAAAUAG